AUGCCUUAGGGGGGAAGGGCAAGAGAGGAGGGAAGAAGGCAAAAAAGAAAGAGUCAGGGGAGACUGAGGCAGGUUUUUCAGUGGGACAGAAACCCAGUAACUCCCAAGUGCUGCAGCAUAGCCUUGAAGGUGAGUUCGAAAGAGAGCAGUGAAAGGGAGGGACCCAGUAAUGGGGAGGAGUUACAGCUGACCAAUGAGGAGGACAGCGAGGCAUCUGAGGAGCCAAAGCCAUCAGGGCCAAGAAAGGGAAAGGAGGCAAGAGUUCAGCUUCAUAGAGAAGAAGUAGUGGAGGCAAGAAGAAAGUGAAGAGGGGGAUGAAGCCAAAGACGAGUGGUUGAAGGUCUACCUGGAGAAGACUGGGUGCUGGUUGUGUGUGGGUGGGGCACCCACUGUUCUCCAAGCAGGCCACGUAGCCCAUAACCAACGUGGUAGUUGUGGAUGGAGACAGUCACAUGAAGGAUCUGGGCAGCAAGUACGACCCCACCUGAAUGACCUCCACCAGAAUGUGCCAGGGAGACAAGGAGUGGUGGGAAGUGAGGAAUUUGAGAGAGACAUCCAGGAGGAAACAGGUGAGAAUGAGACGCACAUCCACACACUUUCAUUUAUACAGCUUGUCAUAUACACUCCUCUCUGCUCUAGCUCCAGGGGACAUUGCUGGACAAGCUGUUACCCACAUCAAUAGCAGACUUCACCCCCCCCCCCCUGUACGCCCUGAAGAGACUACUGCGAUAUGAAGCUCUUACCUCAGGGGAGAGCUCGUCUGCUCCAGGCCAGGAUUACUUCAGAGCAGAAGGACAAAGAUGACCUGCCUCUGCUUGGUAAAUGGCAGACAGAGGAGUACCAGCCACCAGUAGCUGUAGAUGGCAGGGUGCCUCGUAAUGACUUUGGCAACGUGUUCCUGUUCAAGCCCUGCAUGUUGCCAGUAGGUUGUGUCAUUAUUCAACUGCCAAACCUAAGAGUAGCUAAGAAGCUGGACAUGGACUGUGCUUCUGCUGUCGCUGGCUUUAACUUCCACCAUGGUGGCUACUUUCAUGCUGUAACGGAUGGCUAG
Molecule: messenger RNA, 1051 nt
Organism: Oncorhynchus gorbuscha (pink salmon)
Lineage: Eukaryota; Metazoa; Chordata; Actinopteri; Salmoniformes; Salmonidae
Product: DNA repair protein complementing XP-C cells-like
Biological process (GO): mismatch repair; nucleotide-excision repair
Cellular component (GO): cytoplasm; nucleotide-excision repair factor 2 complex; XPC complex
Molecular function (GO): single-stranded DNA binding; damaged DNA binding
Source: RefSeq, a predicted model, not a curated record